Molecule: messenger RNA, 858 nt
Organism: Lontra canadensis (Northern American river otter)
Lineage: Eukaryota; Metazoa; Chordata; Mammalia; Carnivora; Mustelidae
Product: 40S ribosomal protein S7-like
Exons: 4
Biological process (GO): ribosomal small subunit biogenesis; rRNA processing; translation
Cellular component (GO): ribosome; 90S preribosome; small-subunit processome
Molecular function (GO): structural constituent of ribosome
Source: RefSeq, a predicted model, not a curated record
AUGGAUGAACUUUCCCUGAGCAAAUCCAUUACACUCCUAGAUGAGAAGAGGGCAUUUAGGCCAGAUCUUGAAAACUGCGUAGGAGCACAGGAAUUUGAAAAGGAGGAAACAGAAUUUUUCAAAAACAUUGAGACAACAGAGCAUGCAGCACAUCUAAAAACAGUUGGUGUCUUUGCUGGUGCAGUAAGAGAAAAAGAAGAAAUGAAUGCUUCUAGAACUAAAAGAUGUGCUGUCAUCCAGGCUUUGUCGGUCCAUUUACAGAGCACAAGCAAAUUGCUAGAUUUAGCAAUUUUUAAGGGCACUAGAAUUUUGGGAGAGGCCGGCGCUCUCACCAAGGAGAAGGCCACGUUCAGUUCGAGGUUGAAGAUCGUGAAGCCCAAUGGCAAGAAGCCGGACGAGUUCGAGUCUGGCAUCUCCCAGGCUCUGCCAGAGUUGGAGAUGAGCUCCGACCUCAGAGCCCAGGUAAGGGAGCUGAGUGUCACGGCAUCCAAGGAAACUGAAGUUGGCGGUGUUCGGGAAGCUAUUACUAUCUUUGUUCCCGUUCCUCAACUGAAAUCUUUCCAGAAAAUCCAAGUCCGGCAAGUCCGUGAAUUGGAGAAAAAGUUCAAUGGGAAGCACAUUGCCUUUAUCGCUCAGAGAAGAAUUCUGCCUAAAACAACUUGAAAAAGUCACACAAAAAAUAAGCAAAAGCGUCCCAGGAGCCGCACUUUGACAGCUGUGCAUGCCGCGAUCCUGAAGGACUUGGUUUUCCCAAGUGAAACUGUGGGCAAGAGAAUUCAUGUGAAACUGGAUGGUAGUCGGCUCAUCAAGGUCCAUUUGGAUAAAGCACAGCAAGAAGCUCACAGGCAAGGAUGUUAA